Molecule: messenger RNA, 7936 nt
Organism: Phacochoerus africanus (Common warthog)
Lineage: Eukaryota; Metazoa; Chordata; Mammalia; Artiodactyla; Suidae
Gene: TNRC6B
Product: trinucleotide repeat containing adaptor 6B
Exons: 22
Coding region: 1109-6481 (1790 amino acids)
Biological process (GO): miRNA-mediated post-transcriptional gene silencing; positive regulation of nuclear-transcribed mRNA poly(A) tail shortening
Cellular component (GO): P-body; nucleoplasm
Molecular function (GO): nucleic acid binding
Source: RefSeq, a predicted model, not a curated record
CCCUAAAAAAAAGCAAAAAAAAAAAAGAGGUUACACAGCCUUUUCGCCCCUGGAGAUUAGAGACACAAACCCAGCGUGCUUUUCUUUGGUGGGUAGAAAGCAAGAUGCACUGAGUGAGAAGGGACUUGGGCAUGGGGGAUGCCAGGUAGGUUUUCAAUUUCGUGUUUACUCCAGGUCAGCAGCUGAGCUAUUCCUCACAUGGGGGAGGAGAUUAGAGGUGAUUCAGACCUGCCAGUUUGCUGUGUUGCAGCUUAGCUUUUAUUUGGGGCAGGUGAAGGAGAUACCAAACACACACGCCCCCAAAAGGUCCAUGUGGAGUUCAAAUGGGAAACCAGUCACUGUUCUGCAGCUCUCUAGCUGUGUGAUUUGGGAUAAGUUGCUUAACCUCUCUGAGCUGGCAUUCACAGUUUAUACUUUGGUAUAUUUCCUUUCAGUCUUUUCCUGUGCGUUUUAGGUGCUUGUUAGAGAUCAGUCGUGCCCUAUAUUUCACCCUAAUCUUUAAAGAUGAAAGUCUUGUUUGGGUAAGGUGUUGUUUAAGCCCCCCUUGAAAGAGCAGUUUGCCAGCCUGUGCUUGCCCAAACAUUCAGAAAGUAACUGUGGCAAGCCAAGCUCCAGGAUCUGCAAGAAUCGUUAGCAACUGAGCAUAUUUCUAUAAACCAAUAAAGGUUUUUAUAUUUUGUUCAUCUGUUACCCUUAUGCUGUUGCCACUUUCACAUUCCACGUGUGUAGGUGGAGAGUAUGAGAUAACAGCGUUUCAGAAAUGAAAGUGAGUGGAAAAGGGCCGCUUUCCCUUUAAGGCAGCUUCAUUUCCCCAGCUCCCUCCCCUUUCCUGAUUGACAAACCUAACCCAAGUCACAUGAUCCGCCUCUAUUUGAAGGUCACAAAAAGCUGCUUCCUUUAGAGACAGAGGGGGAGAGAGAGAGCAAGAGGGAGAGUGAGUGUGAGAGUUAGUUCAAGCCAAAAUGGCCGACAGAGUCUCUGCUGGUUUCUGAAUAUUUAAAAUACAAAAAAACAGAUAGACAAAAAGAAAUCAUUUUUUGGACCUUUUUUCAUUUCCAUUUCUACCUUGUAUGCCUCAAUUUGCUGGAUUUAAGCACUGCUGCACUUUAUGAGAGAGAAGGAGCAAGAAAGGGAAGAACAGUUAAUGGAAGACAAGAAAAGGAAGAAAGAGGAUAAAAAGAAAAAAGAAGCCACUCAGAAGGUCACGGAACAAAAAACCAAAGUGCCCGAAGUGACGAAACCAAGUUUAAGCCAACCAACGGCCGCCAGCCCAAUUGGCAGCUCUCCAUCGCCACCAGUCAAUGGUGGCAACAAUGCCAAAAGGGUGGCAGUGCCGAACGGACAACCGCCAAGCGCCGCCCGCUACAUGCCUCGGGAGGUGCCGCCGCGAUUCCGUUGCCAGCAGGACCACAAAGUGUUACUGAAACGGGGGCAGCCCCCUCCACCGUCCUGCAUGCUCCUCGGGGGUGGGGCAGGGCCUCCUCCCUCCGCCGCACCCGGAGCAAACCCAACCAACGCACAAGUGACAGGAACGCUGCUGCCGAGCGAGAGUGGGCCGGCGCCAGAGUCAACCCUUGGAGGUGCUGCUGCUUCAAAUUAUGCAAAUUCCACUUGGGGCCCGGGAGCCUCCUCCAACAACGGCGCCUCCCCCAACCCAAUUCACAUCUGGGACAAGGUGAUUGUAGACGGGUCUGACAUGGAAGAGUGGCCUUGUAUUGCCAGCAAAGACACUGAGUCUUCUUCCGAAAACACCACCGAUAACAACAGUGCCUCGAACCCUGGCUCUGAGAAGAGCGCUCUGCCAGGAAGCACCACUAGUAACAAAGGAAAAGGGAGCCAGUGCCAGUCUGUGAGUUCCGGGAACGAAUGUAAUCUUGGGGUCUGGAAAUCUGACCCAAAGGCUAAAUCUGUUCAAUCUUCCAGCUCGACUACAGAGAGCAACAAUGGACUAGGAAAUUGGAGGAAUGGGAGUGGUCAGGAUAGAAUUGGACCUGGCUCUGGCUUCAGCAACUUUAACCCAAAUAGCAACCCAUCUGCCUGGCCAGCGCUGGUCCAAGAAGGAAAUUCUAGGAAAGGGGCAUUGGAAACGGAUACUAGUAAUUCCAGUGCACAGGUUAGCACAGUAGGUCAGGCAUCCAGGGAACAGCAGUCAAAGAUGGAAAAUGCGGGUGUUAAUUUUGUUGUCUCUGGCAGAGAACAGGCUCAAAUUCAUAACACUGAUGGACCAAAAAAUGGAAACACUAACUCCUUGAACUUAAGUUCACCAAACCCCAUGGAGAAUAAGGGAAUGCCCUUUGGAAUGGGCUUGGGGAACGCCUCCAGGAGCACUGAUGCCCCUUCACAAAGCACUGGAGAUCGAAAGACUGGGAGUGUUGGAUCUUGGGGUGCAGCUAGGGGGCCUUCUGGAACUGACACAGCCUCUGGACAAAGCAAUUCUGGAAACAAUGGGAACAAUGGAAAGGAUAGAGAGGACUCCUGGAAAGGAGCUUCUGUUCAGAAAUCAACCGGGUCAAAAAAUGACUCUUGGGACAACAAUAACAGGUCUACGGGUGGGUCCUGGAACUUUGGCCCUCAGGACUCUAAUGACAACAAAUGGGGUGAAGGGAACAAAAUGACAUCUGGGGUCUCUCAGGGAGAAUGGAAACAGCCGACUGGGUCUGACGAGUUGAAAAUUGGAGAAUGGAGUGGUCCAAACCAACCAAAUUCUAGCACUGGAGCAUGGGACAAUCAAAAGGGCCACCCCCUCCCUGAAAACCAAGGCAAUGCCCAGGCUCCCUGUUGGGGAAGAUCUUCCAGCUCCACAGGAAGUGAAGUUGGAGGUCAAAGCACUGGAAGCAACCACAAAGCAGGAAGUAGUGACAGUCACAAUUCUGGCCGCCGGUCGUACAGGCCCGCACAUCCUGAUUGUCAGGCCGUCUUGCAGACUCUUUUGAGCCGAACUGAUUUGGACCCCAGGGUGCUCUCAAACACUGGCUGGGGCCAAACUCAAAUUAAGCAGGACACAGUGUGGGAUAUCGAGGAGGUGCCAAGGCCCGAGGGGAAAUCUGACAAAGGAACUGAGGGGUGGGAGAGCGCUGCCACACAGACCAAGAACUCAGGGGGCUGGGGAGACGCACCCAGCCAAAGCAAUCAAAUGAAGUCUGGAUGGGGGGAGCUCUCAGCCUCUACAGAGUGGAAAGACCCCAAGAACACAGGAGGCUGGAAUGACUAUAAGAACAAUAACUCUUCCAACUGGGGAGCAGGACGACCAGAUGAAAAGACAUCUUCCUCUUGGAAUGAGACUCCCAGCAAGGAUCAGGGGUGGGGAGGCGGUCGCCAGCCCAGUCAAGGAUGGACUUCUGGAAAGAAUGGUUGGGGAGAGGAAGUUGAUCAAGCGAAAAACAGCAAUUGGGAGAAUUCUGUGAGUAAACCUGUGUCCGGGUGGGGUGAAGGAGGGCAGAAUGAGAUUGGGACUUGGGGCAACGGUGGGAAUGCAAGCCUAGCUUCAAAAGGCGGGUGGGAAGAUUGCAAGAGGUCUCCAGCUUGGACGGAGACAGGCAGACAGCCCAAUUCCUGGAACAAACAGCACCAACAGCAGCAGCCGCCACAGCAGCCGCCGCCACCACAACCAGAGGCUUCUGGUUCCUGGGGAGGCCCAGCCCCACCCCCUCCAGGCAAUGGACGACCUUCCAAUUCCAACUGGAGCAGCGGGCCGCAGCCAGUAACCCCCAAGGACGAGGAACCCAGUGGCUGGGAAGAGCCAUCCCCACAGUCAAUUAGUCGGAAGAUGGACAUUGAUGACGGCACUUCAGCGUGGGGAGACCCUAGCAGUUACAACUACAAGAAUGUGAACCUGUGGGAUAAGAAUUCCCAAGGGGGCCCAGCACCUCGAGAACCAAACCUGCCUACCCCGAUGACCGGUAAAUCAGCAUCAGUCUGGAGCAAAAGCACACCACCUGCUCCAGAUAAUGGUACUUCAGCGUGGGGUGAGCCAAACGAAAGCAGUCCUGGGUGGGGUGAAAUGGAUGACACAGGAGCAUCGACCACAGGCUGGGGGACCGCACCCUCCAAUGCUCCAAAUGCCAUGAAACCUAAUUCCAAAUCUAUGCAAGACGGCUGGGGGGAGAGUGACGGGCCCGUGACAGGAACUCGCCAUCCCAGCUGGGAAGAGGAGGAGGAUGGAGGCGUCUGGAACACCGCCGGCUCUCAGGGAAGUGCUUCCUCCCACAACUCAGCAAGCUGGGGACAAGGAGGAAAGAAGCAAAUGAAGAACUCACUAAAAGGAGGAAACGAUUCAUGGAUGAAUCCUCUUGCCAAACAGUUUUCAAAUAUGGGAUUGCUGAGUCAAACUGAAGAUAAUCCAAGCAGCAAAAUGGAUUUGUCUGUAGGGAGCCUUCCAGAUAAAAAAUUCGAUGUGGACAAGCGAGCAAUGAAUCUCGGGGAUUUUAAUGAUAUCAUGAGGAAGGAUCGAUCUGGGUUCCGUCCACCUAAUUCCAAAGACAUGGGAACCACAGAUAGUGGGCCUUAUUUUGAGAAGCUGACUUUGCCUUUCUCCAAUCAAGAUGGGUGCCUUGGGGAUGAGGCUCCCUGCUCUCCCUUCUCCCCUUCUCCCAGCUACAAGCUGUCUCCCUCUGGUUCCACACUACCCAACGUCAGCCUUGGAGCAAUCGGCACAGGGCUCAACCCCCAAAACUUCGCUGCUAGACAAGUUUCUGCCUCAAUGCUCAAGCAGUUUCCCAACAGUGGCCUGAAUCCAGGUCUUUUCAACGUGGGGCCCCAGUUAUCUCCUCAACAAAUUGCCAUGCUGAGCCAGCUUCCACAAAUUCCCCAGUUUCAGUUGGCAUGUCAGCUUCUCCUGCAGCAGCAGCAGCAGCAGCAGUUGUUACAGAACCAGAGAAAGCUUUCUCAAGCCGUGCGUCAGCAGCAAGAGCAGCAGCUGGCUCGAAUGGUCAGUGCACUGCAGCAGCAGCAGCAGCAGCAGCAGAGGCAACCAAGCAUGAAGCACUCACCAUCUCAUCCCGUUGGGCCCAAGCCGCAUCUGGACAACAUGGUACCCAACGCUCUGAAUGUGGGGCUCCCAGACCUUCAAACCAAAGGGCCAAUACCUGGAUAUGGUUCUGGCUUCAGCUCUGGCGGCAUGGACUAUGGCAUGGUUGGUGGGAAGGAGGCUGGAACCGAGUCUCGCUUUAAGCAGUGGACCUCCAUGAUGGAGGGACUGCCCUCUGUGGCCACACAGGAAGCCAAUAUGCACAAAAACGGCGCUAUAGUGGCCCCUGGAAAGACCCGAGGAGGGUCCCCGUACAACCAGUUUGAUAUCAUCCCGGGUGACACGCUGGGUGGCCAUACGGGUCCUGCUGGUGAUAGCUGGUUACCUGCCAAAUCUCCACCAACAAAUAAAAUCGGAAGUAAAUCCAGCAAUGCCAGUUGGCCUCCAGAAUUCCAACCAGGAGUGCCAUGGAAAGGUAUCCAAAACAUUGACCCUGAAUCUGACCCCUAUGUCACCCCAGGAAGUGUGCUGGGGGGCACAGCCACAUCUCCCAUUGUAGAUACUGACCACCAACUUCUGCGGGAUAACACCACAGGGUCUAAUUCUUCCCUCAACACCUCGCUGCCUUCACCUGGUGCCUGGCCCUACAGUGCCUCUGACAACUCCUUUACCAACGUUCAUAGCACUUCAGCCAAGUUCCCUGAUUACAAAUCAACAUGGUCCCCAGAUCCCAUAGGACACAACCCCACUCAUCUCUCCAACAAGAUGUGGAAAAACCAUAUUUCCUCAAGGAACACUACACCGCUGCCCCGCCCACCUCCCGGCCUGACCAAUCCCAAGCCGUCAUCUCCCUGGAGCAGCACAGCGCCCCGCUCAGUCCGGGGGUGGGGGACGCAGGACUCGCGGCUUGCCUCGGGCUCUACCUGGAGUGAUGGUGGUUCAGUGCGUCCUAGUUACUGGCUGGUUCUUCACAAUCUCACUCCACAGAUUGAUGGGUCAACCUUGAGAACCAUCUGCAUGCAGCAUGGCCCACUGCUGACAUUCCAUCUGAACCUAACCCAGGGCACUGCCCUGAUCCGAUACAGCACCAAACAGGAGGCGGCCAAGGCCCAAACUGCACUGCACAUGUGUGUGUUGGGAAACACUACCAUCCUGGCUGAGUUUGCCACCGACGACGAAGUUAGCCGCUUUCUGGCACAAGCUCAGCCCCCUACGCCCGCGGCAACCCCAAGCGCGCCCGCAGCAGGUUGGCAGUCCCUGGAGACCAGCCAGACCCAGUCAGAUCCCGUCGGACCUGCUCUGAAUCUUUUUGGUGGGUCCACAGGGCUCGGGCAGUGGAGCAGCAGCGCUGGUGGCGGCAGCGGGGCCGACCUUGCUGGCGCUUCGUUGUGGGGGCCCCCAAACUAUUCUUCUAGCUUGUGGGGAGUCCCAACCGUGGAAGAUCCCCAUAGGAUGGGCAGCCCUGCUCCUUUACUACCUGGUGACCUUCUGGGAGGAGGGUCGGAUUCAAUCUGAACUUAGAACUUUCAACUCUGACCUCGUGACCUUUUUUGGAACAGCAGCAGCACUAACUUGACCUUUUCGUUUUUUUUUUCAACUUGCAAUAAAUACAUUUUUAAAAGGAAAAAAGAAAACGGAGAGAGAAAAAAAGGUGGGUCAUUGACAGACUGUCUGAGCACAUAGUUGCCUCCCUUAUAACUUCAGUUUUUUCGUUUGGAAUAUGAAUCCAAAAAGAGAACAUAUCACUCUUGAAAUACUUGAAUCAUGAACGCCAACCUAGAAAGACAAUGUGAAGCAAGUACACAUACCAUUUAAAUUUAAACACAAAAAAAUUAAAAAAAUUAGUUUCUAGUUUUUCACUUUUUUCAUGUUAUAUGGAAGUUGUUGCUAAGAAACAUAUAUACUGAAAAAAAAAAUAGCUUUUUAACUUUGUUUGCACUGGGUGUGUUUCCGUCCUUAGGUCUACCAUGUUUGGGAGGGAGGGGAAUUCAAAAGAAUUGUUGGGGUGGGGGGAGGGAAGACUUGACGGAGCCUCACUUUAAAAACAAAAACACAAAAAACCUAAAAAAAAAAAAAAAAAAGAAAAAGAAAAAAAGAAAAAAUUUGUGAUUGGCUGGUUGAUAAAUACCAGUGUGUUCUGGCACAUGUAACUGCCCAGGCAUGCUCGUUCUGGUAUGUGUGUGCACGUGUGUUCAUGUGCAUUCGCGUGCAUCCUUCUCUCUGUCUCUGUGUGUGUGUGUGUGCCUGUGUCCUCUCCCCACCCCGACUUCUCAGAAAGCUGCAUUGCUGACAGUCCGCAGGCUGGCUGGCCGGCCAUCUGCUUUUUAUUUUUAUUUUAUUUUGUUUUUAACUCUGAGAACACACGAGCACGGGGAGUCACUGCUACUGAAGCGACCCCGUUGGGCUGUAUUUGAACAGAGUGCUUUUUAAUGAUGAAAGCAGGGAGCUCCUUUACUUUGGCAAAGUAGCCCGAGUUUUCCGUAGCUUUUCUCUUGACCUAGCAGUAGAGUGGAGCACUGCCAAGUCCCCCACAUUAGGAGAGCAGGAGGUACCUCUUGGAGCAACUGUGUGUUUAUUUAUUUCUGUUUUUCUUUUCUUUUUUUUUAAGUAAGUGGUCACUAGGCGCCUCUGAAUAUGUUCAAUUUCAUGCUAGCCUUUUCUUUGGUUUGAAUGGGAACAGAUGAAAAGAUCGUUUUUAAUUAUGUGAUGUCUCAAAAGCAGGAAAACUGUGGUGUUCCCCCUUUCUUGCAUAAUCAGGAAGGAGAAAUUCAUCCGAAAAGUCAGGUAAUGCGGAAUUGAAAUUUUCUAUUGGUUCUCUUUUUCAUUUUACAAAAACAGAAAAAAAUCAGUGGUGAGCAGCCUCCUGAAAGCAUCCGCAGCUCCUCCCUCUCUGCUCCUCUCUCGCUGAGCGUUACCUGUGCCAGGCCGUGGCGUGUUACAGCACCAGGCCAUCACUGACAGAAACGUUUA